Mya arenaria is the source of this 2097-nucleotide messenger RNA. Its product is annotated as zinc finger protein 862-like. NCBI's taxonomy places the organism in Eukaryota, Metazoa, Mollusca, Bivalvia, Myida, Myidae. The record is from RefSeq and is a predicted model, not a curated record. The coding region runs from base 1 to 2097 and encodes 698 amino acids. The transcript has 4 exons. Gene Ontology annotation, molecular function: protein dimerization activity.
AUGGCGUCUCGACAAUCGACACUGUCAAGUUUUUUUAAUGUGUCAAACGUAAGAACGGCUCAGUCAUCAGAGAAAAAGACCAGCUACGAAAUAAAACGAAAACGUUGCUGGGUCGAGUCUUGUGGAAAUGCUUUUCCUGGACUCAGAGACAGCGAGAAUGGUUUGAUAUGUGGGACUUGUGAAAGGCACAGGAACUUAGCUGGAAGUUCCUCAUUCCUGACAGGGUGCAUCAGCUACCGUAUCACUACGAUUCAGGCGCACUUCGCUACAGCUUCACAUAUUCGAUGUAGAGAAACUGAUAUGGUUGCUGAGCGCCAACAUGAGGGAAAUGUGCCAGGUCCCAUGGAUGCAGUUUUAAACAGGCUUAGCGAUGAGGAGGCAGCGUUAUUGAAGCAAAAGUUCAACACUGCAUACUUUGUCAUGCACCAUGAAAUGCCAUGGACUGUCUAUCCAAAUCUUCUAAAACUCCAAGUGAAGAACGGAUCCAACAUCAACUUCUUGAAGUCUUACCAGUCUGACAAAGCAUGCUCAAGAUUCGGAGGAUAUAUAGCGCAAGCAGUCCGGGAGCCCAUUCAAGCAGCACUUCAAGAGGCAAAAAGCAUUUCAGUCAUGUUUGAUGGUGCCACUGACUGUAGUGUGUCUGAGGUAGAGAUCAUCUAUUGCCGACUAGUAAAGGAUGGAGUUCCAAGGGAGUACUUUGUUGGUCUACAGGAACUCGAGCAUGCCCACAGUAAUGGUGUAUUCAGCGCAAUCAAUGAGGCCAUGAUUAAGUUUGGAUGCCAUGACUGGUUAGAUAAGUUGGUGGGUGCAGGGUCAGAUGGUGCAUCUGUAAAUAUUGGAAGAAACAACAGCGUCAAAACCCGAAUGAUGGAAGGGCGACAGCAUGUUGUAUUCACACACUGUGUUGCACAUCGACUGGAGCUUGGGGUUCUUUCAGGAAUCAAAGACCAUCCCAUGCUUGUUACAGUGCAGGAGAUGCUUUACCAAAUGCACAAGCACUACCACUACUCCCCGAAGGCAUUAAGAGAAUUGAAGACCAUAGCUGAGACCAUGGAAGAUCGGUUCAUUAAGCCACAGCGGCUUCAGGGGACAAGAUGGCUUCCACAUGUGAUGAAAGCAUCAGAUGCUCUGAUGAAGGGGUACUCUGCAAUACGUACUCAUUUUGAGCAUGUAUCGCAGGCUGGACCAAAUCAAGCUACGGAUGCAGUGAAGGGAAGGGCAAAACAUCUGGCAACCAAACUUCAAGACUGGCGAGUGCUACGUUUCAUGGCCUUCCUUCAGGACUUACUUCAGGUGGUUGCACAGCUUAGUCUUACAUUUCAGACAAGCUCUAUCACAGCUCUAGAGUACCUCGACGCUAUGGAGAUGGCAAACCUGAUGCUGGUGCAACUUCAGGCAGAACCUGGAGAAAAAUUCCUAGAGUUCACCAGUCACAUCCAUCAAAAUCAGGACGGCUGUUGGCAGUUUAAGGGACAACCAAUUAAACACUUUGACCCAGACAGGCUGUACGACUUCCGUAAUGUGGCAGAAAGCGUCAUGGACAAAAUGAACGCCCGGUUUGGCCACCAAGACCCUGUUAUUCAGGCGGCAAGAGUCUUUGACUGCAAAGACUGGCCACGAGACAGGCAAGCGUUGGCACUCUAUGGUAAUGCAGAAAUUACCCAGCUGGUAGCUCAUUUCAGUCAUGUAUUGGUGAGACGUGGGUGUGAUGUUGCUAUGAUCCCUCAAGAGUGGACUUCAAUCAAAGCCAGCCUUUCCAGGAGAUUUAGGAACGCAGCUGUGUUGCCAACAAUACAGGAGGUCCUUCACUCUGCUGGUCCAGACAACAUUGCCCACCUCAUUGAGGUCAUCCUGACAUUGCCAAUGUCAUCUGCUGUCUGUGAAAGGGGGUUCUCUGCUGUAAAGAGAAUCAAGUCAGACUGUAGAGCCUGCCUUAACACCGAAACUUUGGACAAUUUACUGUGUGUUUCACUUGAAGGUCCAAGUCUUGAGCGAUUCAAUGCCACACGAGCUGCACACCUGUGGUGGACCCGGGGCCAACGGCAGCGUCGUCCAAACUUUGGAAAUGAGAGUGACACUGAUGAUGAUGAUUUAUAA